Molecule: messenger RNA, 929 nt
Organism: Pelmatolapia mariae (spotted tilapia)
Lineage: Eukaryota; Metazoa; Chordata; Actinopteri; Cichliformes; Cichlidae
Exons: 5
Coding region: 1-888 (295 amino acids)
Biological process (GO): intracellular signal transduction
Source: RefSeq, a predicted model, not a curated record
AUGCUACCUCCCCGGCGAAGACGUCGGGGUAGGCGCAGUGAUCGGCUGGUUAAACUCAAGAUCUCUUUAGCGCACCAUCCCACUACCGUCAAAGGAAUACAGAGAUUAUUUCCUGGAGUUUUUGUGCACCGACGUUUCCUGGACCCCGUGGAUUCCUGCCUCAUCCCCGUGGUCUGCCAGGAUGACGCGCCGCUCCUCCGUGACCCCUGUCCUCCUCAGCUCAACGUGCGCCGGGCAAACCUCCGCAAUCUGAGGCCGCUGUGUCGGACUCCCUGUGCCGCUGGGGCUUUUACCUCAUCCCCGGCUCCUGUCAGGAUUGGGCUGGUAAACGCCAGAUCGCUGGUGAACAAAUCUUUUAUUCUGAAUGAGUCAUUCAUCUCCUGGAAACUAGACUUCAUUCUGUCGGGCUGUCUGAUCACAGAGGAAGGCUGUACUUCUCUGGCCUCAGCUCUGAGCUCCAACCCCUCCCAUCUGAGAGAGCUGGACCUGAGCUACAAUCAUCCAGAUGACUCAGGAAUGAAGCUGCUGUCGGCUGGACUGAAGGAUCCAGGCUGGAGACUGGACACUCUCAGGGUGGAGCCUGCUGGAGUCCGAUGGUUGAGACCAGGUCUGAGGAAGUAUUCCUGUCAACUCACAAUCGACACAAACACAGUGAACACAAACCUCCAACUGUCUGACAACAACAGGAAGGUGACACAUGUGGAGGAGGUUCAGUCAUAUCCUGAUCAUCCAGACAGAUUUGAUGUUUGGCCUCAGCUGCUGUGUAGGAAUGGUCUGACUGGUCGCUGUUACUGGGAGGUCGAGUGGAGAGGAAACGUUGAUAUAUCAAGCAGCAGUGUAUGUGGACUGUCCUGCUGGCACUCUGUCCUUCUACAGAGUCUCCUCUGACACUCUGAUCCACCUCCACACCUUCAACACCACAUUCACUC